Messenger RNA from Saitoella complicata NRRL Y-17804, 1488 nucleotides. RefSeq names its product cytochrome P450. NCBI's taxonomy places the organism in Eukaryota, Fungi, Ascomycota, Saitoellomycetes, Saitoellales, Saitoellaceae. Gene Ontology annotation, molecular function: heme binding; monooxygenase activity; iron ion binding. The coding region runs from base 1 to 1488 and encodes 495 amino acids. The transcript has 3 exons. The record is from RefSeq and is a predicted model, not a curated record.
AUGUUUGGUUUAGCAACGAUUGUAUGGACCGCUCUUGCUGCUUCUCUUCCCUACGUCCUGUAUCAAUGGUUCUUGUCUCCAUUGGCGGCGAUCCCGGGUCCGCGGCUCGCUGCCUUGUCUGAUCUAUGGCAAUUGUGGAAUGACAUGCAAGGGAAAGGAUCUGCUGCCAUCCACAGGUAUCACAAGAAGCAUGGCCUUUCUGCAGUGCGUGUUGGACCAAAUGAAGUCAGUCUGCCUGCAGAUCCCGAAGUUCUGAAAGAAGUGUAUGGUCCUACGUUCUUGAAGUCUCGCCAUUAUGAUGCAUUCAAAAUUGCAGGACAUGCGCCCAUAUUCGGAGAACGCAGUCGAGAAGCACAUGCGGCCAGAGUAAAGCGGAUCUUACCGUGGAUGUCGAAAGCUAAUGUCCUUCAAAUCGGAGAACCGAUUAUCCAGGAGAAGGUUUCGAAGUUGUGCUCCCGGUUCGACGCUUUGAUCCAAGAAGGAUCCGCGGCAGUGGACGUUCUGAAGAGCUUCCGAUGUUUUGCUGUUGAUUCCAUCUCAGCGUUCACGCUCCCAGAAGGCUGGAAUACCCUUGACGAAGAGGAUUUAGACUCUCCCAUGGGCACAGUCAUUGAUGUCAUCAAUACAUCGGCCCCGACAGCUUUCUUCUCUCUGCGUUUUCAUGCGUGGUAUGACCACGUCAAACAAAAGCUUCGUUCGCUGCUUGAUUCGGAGGGGCUUGCCAGAGAAGGGGAUGCUUUUGGAAGACUGGAUGCUUUCGCAGACAAGUCAUACGAGCAGAGUUUGAAGGACAAUGGGAGCGAUGUUGUUACUUCCUUCCGUCAGUGCACGAACGCGGAUGGUGAACCUCUCACGAAGCAGCAGAUCAAAACCGAGAUUGAAGACCUCCUGUUCGCUGGCACGGAUUCGAGUGCGACUACCUUAUCGACCAUCGCCUUUCAUGUUUGUAGAUCCAAAUCCAUACAGGAGCGUCUGUUGUCCGAGCUUCGCGAAGUUAUGCCGCAUAGGGAUUCGCAUGUUACAUUGAAGACGUUGGAGAAGUUACCUUAUUUGACGGCUGCGAUCCGAGAAGGCCUCCGCGUAGCUCAACCCGUCCCUCGUCGCUUACCAAGAGUUGUGCCGCCCGGUGGCUGGACAUAUGAGCGCACAGGUCAAUACCUACCUGAAGGGGCCAUCGUUGGCGUCGCUGCGUAUGAGCUGCAUCGAUCCUCCCCUUUUGCCGAUCCUGAAAGCUUCCUUCCUGAACGCUGGUUGGGCGAUAAUACCUCCUUGGUCCAGAUGACCGCAGCAUUUGCAGCUUUCGGUCGAGGCAGCCGAAUGUGCAUUGGACAAAAUUUUGCUAUGGCCGAAUUGUACUUGGCAACAGCGUAUCUCUUCCGUCGAUUUGCAGGCGAGGUCAUCACACCGAAGGAGAUUGUCUAUCUGGAUAAUUUCAACGCUAGCAUCAAGGGUGGAUCCGUGACACUGAGACUGAGAGUUGUGAACUGA